AUGACAGUUUUUUUGAGGUUUGAUGACAAGAGUGGGAAAGUGGAGGAGCGUUUGUUGGGCAUUUCUCAUGUUAUUGAUACUUGUGCCCAAUCACUGAAGGAUGCUAUUGAUGCAAUGUUUUCUACAUAUGGAUUGAGCAUAUCUAGUUUGAGAGGUCAAUGUUAUGAUGGAUCAAGUAAUAUGUUAGGUGAAUUCAAUAGCUUAAAAGCUUUAAUUUUAAGAGAAAAUUCAUAUGCUAUAUAUAUCCAUUGUUUUGCUCACCAGCUUCAAUUGGCGGUUGUUACUGUGGCACGUACGGAUCAUAUGCUUGGUGAUUUUUUUAACAUGCUUGCUAUUAUUGUAAAUUUGGUUGGUGCAUCAUGUAAGUGUGUAGAUGCUCUUCGAGCAAGUUAUCAUGCCGAUAUUCUGGAGAAACUUAAUAUUGGGGAACUUACUGAUGGAACUGGUCAGUUUCAAGAAAUGCGUUUAGCAUGCCCAGGUGAAACUAGAUGGGGCUCAUAUCUACUGACAAUUACUCGCUUUAUUAGUAUGUUUAAUGCCGUCAUAGAUGUUCUUGAGAAUAUAUCAGAAGAUGGCAUAAAUAUAGCUCAAAAAUCAAUGGCCGUAAGACAGAUGAACACUAUGCAAGAUUUUGAGUUUGUGUUCAGUGACUUCAGUCCCCACUUUAUGUUUGAAAUUCUUGCAAUUACAAACAACCUUUCACAAGCCAUACAAAAAAAGGAUCAAGAUAUUCAGAAUGCUAUGAGGUUAUUGAAGUUGUGUAAGUACUCAUUGCAGAAUAUGAGAGACAAUGGUUGGGAUACAUUGUUGAGUAAGGUGAUUGAGUUUUGUAUUGAUAGACAUAUUUCAGUGCCCAAUAUGGAAGAUAUUGUAGUAUUGAAAGACUCAAUCUUGCAAGAAUUGAAUAAUCGUUUUUCAGAAACAACUAUUGAGCGCUUUGAUUGCAUUUCGUGUUUAAGUCCAAGAGAUUCAUUUGCAGCUUUUGAUCAGGCUAAAUUGGUUUUGAUAUUACUUGUGGCAAUUGCAAGUAUUGAAAGUGUAUUCUCCACUGUGAAUUUAAUCAAGAGUGACUUGCACAACAAAAUGGGAGAUCACUCGUUGAAUGACCAUUUGGUAGUUUAUGUGGAGAAAGAUCUUUUUAAAAAUGUUGAGAAUGAGGCAAUAAUGCAAUGUUUUCAAAAUAUGAGACCUCGUAGAAUUCAGUUGUCUGAGUUUACAGUUACAGAGUAA
This is a messenger RNA of Olea europaea var. sylvestris, 1230 nucleotides long. Its product is annotated as zinc finger MYM-type protein 1-like. The record is from RefSeq and is a predicted model, not a curated record. The transcript is spliced from 3 exons. Bases 1 to 1230 code for a protein of 409 amino acids. Lineage: Eukaryota; Viridiplantae; Streptophyta; Magnoliopsida; Lamiales; Oleaceae.